AUGGCAAAUGGCAAUGGCAAUGGAAAUGGUAAUGGAGUAAAUGGCAAUGGAAAUGGUAAUGGUGUGAAUGGCAAUGGAAAUGGUAAUGGCGUGAAUGGCAACGGAUACAGCUACACCAAUGGCAAUGGAAAUGGUAAUGGCAAUGGAAAUGGCAAUGGCAAUGGAAAUGGUAAUGGUGUGAAUGGCAAUGGAAAUGGCAACGGAGUAAAUGGUAACGGAUACAGCUACACCAAUGGCAACGGAGUAAAUGGCAAUGGCAACGGAAACGGCAAUGGCUUCAACGGCAACGGAAACGGCCUCAACGGCAACGGAAACGGCAACGGCUUCAACGGCAACGGCUUCGUAGACCCUAUCACUGCCCUGGCCGACGCCAUUGGAGGUGGAGGCGUCCCAGGUGUGGACUACCCCAUCCUGGCCUUCGUCCCCGCCACCGGCUUCUCCUGCAACGGCCAACUGCCUGGAUAUUACGCCGACACUGCUCCCGAGGCCGGCUGCCAGGUGUUCCACAUCUGUCAGGCAGGAGGCAGGAUCGACUCGUUCCUUUGUCCCAAUGGAACAAUCUUCAACCAGCAAUACUUCGUGUGCGAUUGGUGGUACAACUUUGACUGUUCCACGGCUGAACAGUUCUAUGGUCUGAAUGCUGAGAUUGGCAAGGUGAAUGGAAAUGGUAAUGGCAAUGGAAAUGGUAAUGGAAAUGGUAAUGGCAACGGAAAUGGUAAUGGUAAUGGCAACGGCAAUGGAAAUGGAUACACCAACGGUAACGGAAAUGGAUAUACCAAUGGUAAUGGCAACGGAAAUGGCUAUACCAAUGGCAACGGCAACGGAAACGGUUUCACCAAUGGAAAUGGAAACGGAAACGGAAAUGGGUACACCAAUGGUAAUGGGUACACCAACGGUAACGGCAAUGGUUUAACCAACGGUAAUGGCAAUGGAAAUGGAUAUACCAACGGAAACGGAUAUACCAAUGGUAAAUAAACGGAAAGGUAAUGGAAAUGGAAACGUAAUGGCAAUGGAAAUG
Messenger RNA from Penaeus vannamei (Pacific white shrimp), 1018 nucleotides. RefSeq lists its product as uncharacterized. Gene Ontology annotation, cellular component: extracellular region. The record is from RefSeq and is a predicted model, not a curated record. Gene Ontology annotation, molecular function: chitin binding. Lineage: Eukaryota; Metazoa; Arthropoda; Malacostraca; Decapoda; Penaeidae.